Molecule: messenger RNA, 1989 nt
Organism: Penicillium oxalicum
Lineage: Eukaryota; Fungi; Ascomycota; Eurotiomycetes; Eurotiales; Aspergillaceae
Gene: rglB
Product: polysaccharide lyase family 4 protein
Exons: 5
Coding region: 1-1989 (662 amino acids)
Biological process (GO): carbohydrate metabolic process
Molecular function (GO): catalytic activity; carbohydrate binding
Source: RefSeq, a predicted model, not a curated record
AUGGCCAUUCUUCGCGCGAUCUUAGUUGUGGGACUGGCUGUUGUUUCAAAUGCACUCGACGUGUCGCAAAAUGAAACCGUCAUCACUAUCGCCAAUGAUCGCCUCUCGGCAGUUCUGCGCAGAUCCGUUGGUCAAAUCGAGCAACUGACUCUUGACGGACAAGAUUUGCUCGGGCAAAGAUCUGGGUCGACGGGCAUCGGGCCUUAUUUAGACUGCUAUUGCAUCCCAUCGGGGUUCUAUACGGCAGGCGCCACCACGCCGACGACUGAAGUUGUUCAGGGGGUGGACACUACCGGCACCCAAUACGCCGGUAUCAUCUUGACCGACGUCUACACCCCGACGGGUCAGUUAUUUCAACAAUAUUGGUUUCUCCGUGAUGGCGAGACUGGCCUUCACAUGUUUAGUCGACUUGCGUAUUACAACGAGACUAGCCCGUUCCUUCGAAAUCUGCAAGAACUUCGAACCUUGUUCCGCCCUAACACACCUCUUUGGACGCAUUUGACUUCGAGCGAGGUUCAAACUGCUCCACUGCCCAGUAAAGACGCCGUCGCUCAUGAGGUUGUUGUUCAAGACGCCACUUGGACCUUCAAUAACACCCCAACCGAUCCUUAUUACUCGCAAUUCUCGCAAUACUUUACUAAAUACACCUUCUCGAAUCCUUGGAGAAAUAACAGCGUGCACGGGCUGUAUGCUGAUGGUACACGGUCGUCCGGUAGCACCUACGGAGCUUGGCUGGUAAUGAAUACAAAGGAUACCUACUAUGGAGGCCCUCUUCACUCGGAUCUCACGGUGGACGGAAUUGUAUACAACUAUCUGGUCUCGAAUCACCAUGGCGAGGGAACACCAAACAUCACUCACGGCUUCGAUCGAACAUUCGGACCUCAGUAUUAUCUCUUCAAUGGUGGCAAGGGGUCCUCCAAAUCUCUCUCUGAAUUACGCCACGAGGCCCUACAGAUCGCCAAUCCCGCGUGGAACAUUGCUUUUUAUGACUCGAUCGCCAAGCAUGUGAAAGGCUACGUCCCUUCCAAAAGCCGCGGAAAAGUGCAGGGCUCCAUCAAACUACCCAAGAGUGCUGUGCGUCCCAUUGCGAUUUUGAGUGCCAGCGGUGUUUACUUCCAAGAUAACAGCGCCGUCCCAGAGGCGCGCCAGUAUUGGGUCGACAUUGACUCUCACGGUGACUUCACCCUGGAUUAUGUCACAGAAGGGACUUACCGUCUUACGAUUUAUGCUGAAGGAGUCUUUGGGGACUUUGUCCGUGAUGAUAUUGUGGUACGUGCCAGUAAAUUGACCAAGGUCCACGAUCACUGGAAAGAGGAGUCGGCAGGGACCGAGAUCUGGCGACUAGGAAUACCUGACAAGUCUUCUGGUGAAUUUCGCCACGGGAACUUUCCUGACUCCACCCAUCCACUUCAUCCUCCCGAGUAUCUGAUAUACUGGGGUGCCUACGACUGGGUCAGCGACUAUCCCCAAGGGAUCAACUUCACUGUUGGGAAAGAUGACCCUGCGACCGGGCUGAAUACUGUUCACUGGUCGGUAUUCGGUCCAACCCCAUCAAAUUCACAUGUUGAGUACGACACGACAAAUGAUUGGUAUAUUCAUUUCAGCUUGCGUGCAUCGCAAGUGCAUCAUGCGAAAAGAGCGAUGUUGACUAUUCAGUUGGCCGGAGCGAAGACCGCAGCUGGAAACACCGAUGUUUGGAAACCAGAGGAGCCCUACAAUAACCUGGCCCUAGAAAGCUACAUCAAUGAGCAGCCUAGUCCGUUGACUCUGGUUGUUGGCUUCAAUCAAUCCAGCAGCUGUAUUGUUCGAUCCGCGGUCAGUUGCUACCAGGUCCGCUCUCGUCUUUCUUUCCCAGCGAACUGGCUCCGCGCGGGGGACAACGUGUUGAGAUUGCAUCUUCCUUUCAACGCGACUGACGUAGAGACUGCAAUUCUGCCGAGCUCCGUAUACGUGCAGUACGACGCUUUGCGCCUAGAACUGGAUUCAUAG